This is a messenger RNA of Prorocentrum cordatum, 159 nucleotides long. Lineage: Eukaryota; Dinophyceae; Prorocentrales; Prorocentraceae. The record is from the annotation of a GenBank genome assembly.
GAUCCUCGUCGGCUUCAUCGACGAGUCCCUCGUGGAGGACCUGCAGCGCAAGGGCUACCACACGUAUAAGGGCCACGAUGCCGAGCACAUCGACAUGGCCCGCAUCACGCGCAUCCCGGAGGCGCCGAACACGAUCUUCCUGGGCACCGUCUGGAACUG